Papilio polytes (common Mormon) is the source of this 5512-nucleotide messenger RNA. Its product is annotated as SH3 domain-containing kinase-binding protein 1-like. Gene Ontology annotation, molecular function: protein binding. The coding region runs from base 158 to 2422 and encodes 754 amino acids. The transcript has 15 exons. Lineage: Eukaryota; Metazoa; Arthropoda; Insecta; Lepidoptera; Papilionidae. The record is from RefSeq and is a predicted model, not a curated record.
UUUGACGUGAAUGGUUGGUGUUGGUGAAUGGAAAAUAUUUUUCAUGAGAUCGCCCUCAUUGAAUUAUUUUGUGAAUUUUGGUGAAUUAUUUUAAUAAAUUAAACUUUUUUCGUGAAAAUGUUGUGAUGAUGUGAUGUGUCGUAUGUUUUAAUAAAAAAUGGAGUCUACAACAAGCCAAAAAGUGACAUGUGUCGCGAAUUACGCGUACGAUGCGUCCGAGCCGGACGAGCUGAGUAUCCGGCCGGGCGACGUGGUUCGCGAAGUGGAGCGGCUGUCGGGCGGCUGGUGGCGCGGCGAGCUGCGCGGACGCCGCGGCAUGUUCCCUGAUAAUUUCGUUUCCGUCAAUAAUGAACAUAAUACCACAAGCAACAGAUCGGUGGGUGCGCAAGGUGCCCAAGGCCGAUGCCGCGCUGUUUUCAGCUACCAGCCCGCGAACCCCGACGAGCUACCACUUUGUGUUGGAGACGUAUUAGAAGUUCUUGGUGAGGUAGAGGAGGGUUGGUGGCAGGGGCGCCGCCAGGGCCGCGUGGGCGUGUUCCCUUCCAACUUUGUGGUGAUGCUGGAACCCACGCAAGCCCAGCCCGCGCAUCCGUACGAGCCUGCGCCAGCACUGCCGCCUAAACCUGUGAAGGAGCAAUGCCGCGUGCUGUUCCCGUACUGUGCGGUGAACGAGGACGAGCUGACGCUGGCGGAGGGCGAGGUGGUGACCAUCCUGUCGAAGGAUGCUCCCGACCGCGGCUGGUGGCGCGGCGAGCUGCACGGCCGCGUCGGACUCUUCCCUGAUAACUUCGUGCAGCUUCUGCCACCCGUAACACAAGAAGUGGAUGAGAAGAAGCCGGACCGGCCGCCCGCGAAGACAACUAACGCCAUCUAUCCCGUACUCAACAAGUAUUCAGAGAAAACUGCCUCUGUAAAGGAGCUCAGCACUUCCAAAAUAAGCCUGCACAAGGAGAGUACGACAAGCAAAGACAGUAGCACGAGCAGCACCAGCACAGUAACACACUCCAGUAAACUGGAAUCGGAGAAGAUCGUACAUAAUGACACCGUUAAUGAUACACCAGAUGGACAAGUGAAAAAGCCGCCGGUGCCGUUAAAAAAGAGUCCCACGCCCUCGUCAACUGUGAGCGGACUUUUCAGCGGACUGAAGAAUAAAAUGCUAUCAUCCUCUGAUAAAGAGAAAUCAUCAACUGUAUCAAGUGGUAGCAGCAGUAGCGGGGAGUGGGAUAAGAUCGACGGCGGUGUUCCCAGCAAAGCGGCAAAUGCCACUGCCAAUGCCACUGCUAAUGCCACACCCCCCGCCAAUGCCACGCCCAAUGCCACACCCACUGCGGUACCGAACAACACCAGCGUGAUUGCUAACAAUGUUAAUACAUUCGACCAUGUUGAAAGGAAUUCUAUAUUGAACGAUCCUCGAGCUGGCAGAGUGAAAGCCCCGCGGCGGCGGCCGCCCAGCCAGGCGCUGCGUGACGACACGCCCAUACAGAUCGGACUCAGCAACGGACAUGAAGUACCAACGGAAAAGCCUACCGGAGAUAAAUUAGAGGAGAUAAGGCCGCGAGCGCGCGAGUGGGAGAAGCACCGCGCGCCCUGGAUGGACGAGCUGAAGAUGAGCCAGGCCAAGAAGACCAGCUUCAGCGACACCAAGUCCCGCUCCGUCUCCUCCUCCUCCGACACCGGCGUUGCCAGCAAGGCCGGCGGCGGCAGCACCGACAGAAUUCUCGAAUGUGGUCUAGAAGAAAGAAAAACGUCAACACACUCUAUGGAAAUGUCUAAAAGCACCUCUUCUAUCAGCAAUAGGAUAUCCGUUCUCGAAAGCUUUGAAGAGACUAAGACGCGACACUCGCUCGAAGCAAAGAAGGAGGUGAGCAGUAACUCUCGCGAGGAGACCAACUUGAACAAGUCCGUGCCCCCCCUGCCCUCUCCCACUGCUGCCGGUCGGACGUUAACAGCGAUGCUAGAAGAACUAAAGAAACCUUCAACACCGCCGAUGACGGCCGCCAGAAGCGAACCAGUCACCGACAGAUCUCCCAAAUUCGACAAAACAGUCACUAAUACGGAGAAAAUAAACGAAACCAACUCAAUAACCAAGUCUUCUGCGAUCAUAGAGAAGACCAGCGUUAUAGAAAGAGCAGAGAAGAGCGAGGAGAAGGUGGAGAGACCGGCCGCGUUGUCUGUCGGCGCGACCACGUUGGAGAGGCGAUCUCAUUCAAACAAACAGGAUUCAAAGAUCGAGGCUACUGAUGCAUUAAUCGCACAACUUAAUUGCAGGAUAACAAAUCUGGAGAAGCUUCUAGAAGUACAGAAUGCAAAAUUCAAUGCGGCCAUUGAAGAAUUGUCAUACAAACUGGCAGCAGAAACGGAGAAGAGACAGGCAUUACAAUCAGAGCUGGAGAAACUGGCGCAGUGCGUCACACAAGUCUAGCCCAGACUGAUACUGGAUUAUGUGAAUUAUAGUGAAAUAGUGUACAAACAGUGCUGUGUAGUGUUGUGCUAAAGAAACAUAUAGUAAAUGUUGGAAUUACUACCCGUGCACAAUACGAGUAUCAAACAAUGACGUCAUCACGUACGUAUAAAAGAUUACACCGUAAAAUGGUCUUUAAUGAAAGUAGCAUUAGAUUUAUUUUCCAUUGAAUAUUGUCUGACAUUCCCUACAAAAUUUUUUGUGUUUACACUCGUAUUUUCCGUUGUCCAAAAGCGUUUUUAUACUAGACAAAUUAAGUAACUUCUUAGUUGAAAUAAUACUAUUUAGAGCAGUUUUACUGCUUUUUUUAAUAUUGUUUUCUAGUACAUUAACAUUCCUUAAUAUUAUUUUAUAAUCCCUUGUGUUGUUAUUUUUAUAACGCAGUUAUUAACGCUUUUGUUUCGAUUAUGUACUUAUGAUACAUAUAAUGUUAACAUAAAUAACAUUUUAUUAGCUUUAAGGCGUUGUUAUUUAAUAGCAGGGUUUCACUGUUUCGUGUACUUAAUCCGUUAGCGCACGAAAAUUUAAUAAAAUGCAUUCACAGUUUACAGAAUAGCACAAGAUAAAAAUAAAUAAUUUUUCGGUUACACAUUUGUAAGGAAUUCUUGUUAUUACUACAGUUCCAUUUGUUACGUAAUCGACGCCAUUUUGUAUUACGUAUUAAUACAUAAGAUUAUGUAAACUUUUGUAAUUCUUAACAGAUUUUUACAUUUUUUUUUUCGAAUUAAAUAGCUUAACGUACAAGCAGCCUAAUUGUAUUUAUAAUUAAUAUUAGUUUAUAUGUAAGUCUCAAUGCGUAAAUUAUGAUUACAAAAUUAGUGCCAUUUUUGAUUUAAAACUGCGUAAAUUAAGGUCUGGUAUAAUAAGAUUCAAAUUUUAUAUCAGCUCGGGGUUAUACAUGAGUGCAUAAUUCGAGUCUGCGAAGUAUCGUAAGUUCGACUAAAUAUUUUUGGGAAAAUUUCCCCAGUGUAAAAUACCUAUAUUUGUGUUCUGUGUACAUCAUCCGAGCCGCUGUAAGGUUUAAAUGGCAGUAUAUUAGUAUGAAUAUUGAAGUUCAUGAUGAAAUUAUCUAUAUGUGACUGCAAAAUAAGCAAAGAGUCUAAUUCCAGAUUGUGGGAACCAAUGAAUUAAAAUUUAGUCAUAGUAGUAAAAUUUGGUACAUACAAUUCUUUACAAUUGACAUUUUUUAAAAGUUUUUUUUAUUUAGAUACAUAUCAUUUGUGAUUGUAACAUUCCACAUGUUUUAACGUUUUUUUAUCGUUUAUUGGUCAAAGAUAUAUUUUAGCCAAAGUAUGAUUUUCCAUCAUUAUGCAUAAUAUACGCCGAGAGCCAUAUUUUCUACCUGUAAUUAAUAUAUUUUUGUAUUUUGUACAGAGAUUGAUUAUAAUCGUUUUUACAAUGUAACAGAUGUACCUUUUUGUCUAAACAUAUCUUUAAUAUUUUUGUUCACUAAUCCAUUAUAGAAUAACUCGAUGUCAGUUCCACCUCUUUGAUUAUAAGUAUUAAAAAAAAGUUUAUUUAGUAAAUUGUCAAAAGGUUGUGUUUAACCAUCCAAUGUUUUAAACAUUUAUUUCAAAAUGAGGUUUGUAUCCAAGGCGUCUUUAUAUUGUUUAUACUUCUAAAAUUAUAAAACAAGAGCAUAAAUGUGAAAAAAGUUCUCCGGAGAACUUUUGUUGGAGUAAAUUCCCUAAUGUUUGUCAUAAUACAAAAUGAAAUGUAGUCAAAUUUGUAUGAAACAUUUCAUUUAUAGGUUAUUGUAACUAUGUUAUGGAUUUUCUGUGGUCUAGUAAAAUAAAGUUGCAUUUUACAUACGCCUUGGAUGUAUCUUUACGCGAUUGAAUAAGGCUCGUAGAAUCUGUAGUUGGUUAUAUCAGUAAAAAAUGUUGAAAUAUGAUUAGUUUAAACUAAAUAAUUUAUAAACUAUAGAGAAUAGUUUAUAGAUAAAAUUGUGAUAGACAUUGCCUAAAUAUAAACUUACGUUACUAAAUCAUUUUAAAGGCUUUAAUUGUGCACAAAUAACAUGAAUUAUAUGUACAGAUGAAAAAAUUGUCUAUUAGUUUUGACAAAGAAAAAAUAUAUAUUGUUAAGUUGUCCUAGCUAGUACAGAUAGCAGCAUAAUUUUAUCGAUUAAUAGUAAUUUUGUACAAUAAAUUAUCCCACAGUAAUUGCACACAUGAACAUAAUAGUGUAACCUAAUCGAGAAUAUAAAAAUCCUGGCCUAAAGGCGCUGCAAUCGCCUUUGCAUCACUUUAGUAAGCAUAAAAAUAGUUUUUUUUAUCACUGGGCAAGCUAUAAUCGAGAUUUUUGUAACAAUAGUUUCAAAGUAGGCAUGUAUCUAGUUGUAUGAAAAUCGAUUCAAGUAUUGGAUAUACAAAUAUCGAUUUUUAGUAUCGAUUAGAAUAACAAAAAUUUUCCGUAAAAAAUGAUCAAGUCCUUUUUUCUUAUGCAGACAGUACACAGAAAAAUUGGAAUUUUUUAUUGAAUACAUUUGUUUUAGAAUGCAUAAUGUUGGCUUUCAGAAUAUUUUUCUUAUUGCUUUUUUAAUUAGCAAUGUACAUGUAUUUUUUAAUAAAGAUAGUGACAAUUCACUUUUUUAUCAGACAACUGUAAUUAUUUUUGAUUGUUGAAAAAGAAGUAUCAUUUGUUUAAUUUAUUGUGUUAAUUAUUUAUUAUUAAUUAACUGUAUAUUUCAGAAACAUUAUCUUAGAAAAUUUUUAAUCAACAACAAAUGUUUAAGCCCUGUUAUAUUAAUUCAGUCCAGCGAUCUAAUCCAGCACUGAAUUACAACUGGAAAGGAGUCUUACUUGAAUGAAGUUGGUUACAUUGUGAACUUUAUCCAGCGUUAGAUUCAAUCGUUGUUCUGAAAUAAUGUUAACUGGGCUUUAUUUAGAAUUGAAAUAUUUUAAAAACCGGUAAAUACCAGAAAACUAGUGAUGUACCUGUGUAGUGAAAUGCCUUUAAAAAGUCCGAUUUUAGGCGUUACUUAUUUCACGUAAGGCUCGUUCGUACCUGAGAUAUUGUAUUAAAGAAGUCGAUUCUAUUUAUAUAAAA